GGUUCUUGCUUGAUGACUAUCUGUUAACUUAUUUCCUCGCAAAAUUGUGUUCAAACCCACAAAGCUGUUUAAAUCCUCAAAAAGCGACCCAACCAUCCUCAACAACACCCAUAAUGUGUUUCACAUAUCAAGUCGAUUACGGUUGCACAAAUGAGCGCAAAGAGCGACACAAUCUCUUCGUGCAUCGUCGCUGCGAACUCGGAAGACUCGAAAGAUGUCCUAUCACGGUGAAAAUCAUUGAACUCAACCGUCUAUUUUGCGAGGAGUGUCUCGAAAGGGGACUGGCCACCACAAAAUGCCCUCCGUAUAAGAUUCCCGGCACACGCGCAAAGUAUUUAGUUCAAGCGCUAGAUCAGGAGGCGCAGAAUGGAGAGGUCGUACUGAAAAACGAUUAUCUGAAGCGUCAGGCUUUAUUUUUCAGCGGCUGUUCGGUGGCGAGGAAUCUCCAGGGAAUCUCCGGAGAUCAUGCACCCUUCCAUAUCCAGGAACUCAUGCACCGACGACUCAAUAAUCAGGAUAUCGAUAUAAUCAAAAGACUCGCCAUCGAAACACAGCGUGUUCAUGUGGGUGGUUUCGCGAACGGAUAUUCUUAUGUGUACCCGGUAGCGACAAUGCUACACAAAGCCCUGCUGGGAAGCAUCAUUGUCCGCGCGGAAUCUAAUGGUAUUAUUCAAUCAUGCUGUAAGCGCGGAACACACGAGCCAUUGGAUAUCGGAUACCAAGGAGUGAAUGUCGCUGUUCGUUUUGGUCUUGCCAAUGUUGCCAAUCCUCACGAUAACGAAAGAGAAUGCGGGAGCUGCAAUAAUCAUCCGCGUCCUGAUGGCCAGCCGUGUUUAGAAUGCAGACGCAGUGUGAAGAGAUAUGUAAAAUAUAAGGGAAAGGCUGGCAGUGUGGAUUUUGUAGACUCGAAUAUCACGCCUUGGGAACUGAGAGUUGUGAAGGAUAUGUAUGGAAGAUUCUAUUCCGAGAAUGCUAAGCCGGCGAGUUUUAAGAAAUCAACGCGAUGAAAUCUCGGUGUGCUGAAUCCGGGGAUGGUGUAGUUCAGGCCUCUGCCACAUGUAUUGUAUUUCAUAGUGCUUUAGAAGAAAUUAAUGCAUGGUUUUCGUCCACA
Messenger RNA from Botrytis cinerea B05.10, 1111 nucleotides. RefSeq lists its product as hypothetical. NCBI's taxonomy places the organism in Eukaryota, Fungi, Ascomycota, Leotiomycetes, Helotiales, Sclerotiniaceae. The record is from RefSeq and is a predicted model, not a curated record. The transcript has a single exon. Bases 114 to 1007 code for a protein of 297 amino acids.